AGCAGCAUCUCAGUUGUGCGCUCGAAGGCGGCGUGAGCGUACAUGUAGUUCUUCGGGUCCGAGCUGCGCACUCUCCGAGUCUCUUGCGAUUACGAAGUCUCGAUCGUUCGUGCUGCUGUAAAAGGCAAUCAAAAGUGGUGGUUGUGUGGUCUCAGUUUUUGGAUUUUACCGUCGCUCCUAUUCUGAGAUGUGACAGUGUUUCGAACUUUUAGUAUAAUUCGCUUUAGUGAAAAAAUAGGACAUUUUCAGAGAAAAGUUAAGCGAGCGAAAAACUGACGUUAAUUUCGAGUUCCGGUAACAGAAAUAUCGACCGAAAAGUGAACAUUACACUGGAACACAAUCACAGCCACCCAACAACAACAUAACAAAAAUAAACGACUAAACGAAAAAAACAACAUUUAGAUAAAUAUCUUUUUAAAAAAAUCCAUACCCAUAAAACCUUCCAAAAGCCCCGGGGGCAUUUCAGGACCCAUCUUCAGCCCUUCGGCAAGAACCAGGAACAACAACAAGAGGACGAGAGAAAGGGGGGAAUAGAAAGGCGAACUUCUAAAUGAAGUACACUACUACCUUGGUCCUCUCCGUCUUUUGGAUUGUUGCGGUUUUGAAAUAACUGGGAAAUACGAGACUUCUUCAACAACAAGUAGUACAACAGCUGCUUUUUUUUCUUCUGAGGAUUAACCGUGUUAUGGAUUCGACAAAAGUCACCUUCUGGACUUCUCUUCCUUCUCUGCGGACUUGAGAGUUUGCUUUUCGUACAUCCUCUUUGUACGCAGAAGAGAGAAACUGAGAUCGAGGAAAACAUAUAAAGCUGUGUGGAAGCUUUUUAUACUUACUCUUCUAGUUAUUCAUCUGUAAACAUCAUCAUCAACAAGAUGAACCAACUGUGCAAAGUGUGCGGCGAACCUGCAGCAGGUUUCCAUUUUGGUGCCUUUACUUGCGAAGGAUGCAAGUCAUUUUUCGGAAGGACGUACAACAAUUUGUCUCAGGUGCAUGAGUGCAAGAAUGGUGGCCAGUGCGUCAUCAACAAGCAGAACAGGACUUCUUGCAAGGCUUGCAGGCUACGAAAGUGUCUCGUGGUGGGCAUGUCCAAAAGUGGUUCAAGAUAUGGACGUCGAUCCAACUGGUUCAAAAUCCACUGUUUGCUUCAAGAACAGGCGGCCCAGAUGAAUAAUGGCAUGGAAGGGGGCGGGGGCUCAUUCCAUGGGGCCAUGCCCGGGUCCCUCUCACUUAGUCCGGCGUCCAUGCCCGCCCUUUCUCCCGUCAAAUCAGAGGACGAUGCAAAAGUCGAAAGUCCGAUCCUGUCAUCACCCGAGAGCUGCCCAUCAGAAACCAGCGUCGACGUGGAGCCCCGACGCACUUCUUCACCGAAGGAUAUGAGCGUUGGCGAGGGUGUAGGGCGAGGUACUGACAGAUAUCCCCACGGGGACACCGGCGCACGGGGCGAUCAUCGAGACGUCAGCCGUCGGGAUCUGCUGAAUGCGGCUAAUUUUCCCUUAUACGGCUUCCAUCCUGGGCUCUCCAUCUUGCAUGCUACUCAGCUGUACUCGCGAUUUUACUCUCCUGUGUAUUCUCAGCUGCCUCACUCACUCCUCGCUCCCACAGCCGCUGCGCUCGCCAGGCCUCAUCCACCUCCCAGCCCACCCAAGGAAUCUUCCAGAAGUCCACGUAUGUGCAGCCCAGCUUCUUUCAGCCCGCAAUCUUUUAGCCCUCGCCACAACAGUCCACGGCCCAUGAGUCCUUCAAGCAGACAGUCCAAUGAUUACCGGCCGACCCUGGCCCAUCCCCAAGCUCUGCCAAUUGGUUUCCCUUUGAACAGGAAACGUGUGGCAGAUUCUCCCGUCGAAGAAAUGUGGGAAGCUAGUCCCGCCCCUGAGCAAGAUGCCCCAAUCGACCUAAGUGUUAAAAGGCCUCGCAUUCUGCCGCCUUCGCCAUCGACACAAACGCCAGUGUCACCGCCAGUCUCUCCCGUGCACACGCCAAUCCCAACUUCCACAACCCCUGUGGAUCUAACAACGAAAGCGUGAGAGAAGAAAAACAGAACAUCGUACCCUAAGAAAUUGAUAAAUAGUGCAGUACUGGAUUUCACGAAUAUCCCUGUUCCCACUGCCGUUCAUUUUUUCUAUGUAUAUACCAAUAAGGUACAAACCGUUUUAAUAUGCAACACUUACCGGAAGGCAGACUUCAAAUUACACUCACAGAUACGUACAAUGUAUGAGCUGAAGCGAAAAAAAGAGAAAAACCAUGUAAGACUCUACAGAUGAACCUAAUGUGCAUCACUUGCUUACACAAAGACACAUACACACAAAAAUUUUAUUUAAUAGCAUAGAAGUCCCUCAAAUGUACGUACCUGUUUAUACUUCCUAAUUUCCUCGCACAAGCCGCUGCUUCAAAGUUAUGAUCAGAAAGAGAGAAAGAAAAACAUAAACCAAACAGACAAAACAAAAAAAACAUUUGUCUACGAGAAAGAAAAUACUCUGAUUAUAAGGGAUGUUGUUAAGUCUGAAUGAUCUCAUACAUAAAGAAAAAUGUAUAUCUAUAUCAAAUUAUAUCUGAUAGAAAACAUGUACACAUAUUUUUUUUUCUACGUAAAAAAUACAUAUUCUCAGAAUAAAAAUAUCGAACUGACGAGUGAAACAAAUGCAAGAAAAUUCGACUCGCAAACCAGGCUUAGAUAUAGUUCAGAUCAAGGGCAUCGGCUGGUCUGUUCAUUGUCAGUUACUUAGUCCCGCUGUGUUGAUCGCAAUGCUGGGAAAGCUGAACAAUAAGCCAAUUUCAGUUCAGAUCUGGAAAAAAAAAAAGUGAAAACAGACGGAUGUUUGCUUCGUGAGACUAGUAUUUCUUAAGUCUACUCGAGAUCGAGUGUAGUAGACCGCCAUAAACAGAAAGCUAUUACUGGAGCUACAAAAUGUGUCCCAAUAGUAGUAGCAAACAUAGACCCUGUUUUUUAAUCGUUCGAGUGACAGUUUUACGACAAUAAUUUGUUACGGAAGCAAGCACCAAGUCGGAAUAACAGUAUUCUGCUUGCCUAUUUUCUUUGUUCCUUAAGGUGCUUAUGCCACCCACAUAUCAGGAAUGGUCUUCUUUUGUAAGUAGAUAAAAGAUUAUAAGAGAUUAUAAAUAGUGAUAAAAUAUAUUAAAUAAAGUUAUAUAUACUGUUAACGUCCACUGUCUGUGCCUUUUGCAUGUUUGUGUGUGUUUUGUACGUCUUCAAAGCCACCGAUAACAAACAAAGAGUUUAAUGUGAUGUUUCCCUCUAGUGUCUUCUUGUCUCUAUCUAAAAUUGUCUUUUGUCCUGAACGUAGUGAAUUAAUAGGUUCAAUGUGUAGAUAGGUAUCAAGGAACGUCUGCGAGGAGAGAGAUCUGCAUUUGAAUUGCCUCAAAAGCAGCUUGUAGGCCAGGGUAGAACUUGUGCAAUAACAAUCCUAUGAGCGGUUGUUAUGAGUCGUUACAACCUGAUAUACUUAUAUGAACAGCUGUUAAUGACUCACGUGGCUACAGACAGUAUAACCUUUUGAACUCAGAGCGAAUGUUACAAAAAUGGACAAGAUUAUAGACAGUUACUACCUCCUGCGCAGCUACGAACGGUUGCUAUAACAUACUACGUGGUUAUGAGUAGUAGUCGUAACAUCUUACGUGGUUAUGAACUGGUGGUCUAGCUACCUACGCACGUAGUUAUAUAACCACCUAGAGGUUUACUAUACUAAAGGCUGGUGGUUAAUAAUAUGCGGUCAAGAAAGUUUGCUGUAACUCUUAAGUGUUGUGAACUGUAGUUACAAUUAUGUAGUACGAAAGGUUGGUAUAGCCUCCUGAGCGGUUGUUCAAGAGUGAGAAGGGAUUCGAUCAGUUCGCUAGUCCAACUUCUAUACUAGAUAGCGUUUGGGAGAAAACACCAGUUCCUUUAAUGUCUUAACAGUUAUCUCUAUUUUCCUUGGAAAUUGAUCGACAUGUUACGAAUAAAUUCGAAAGGGAAAAUAGUUUUCAUCUUUGCAUUUAAUGUUUGCUCGUAUCUGUGAUUCCUCCUGCUCUUCUCAUAUAUUAGCAAUGGAUAUAUUUUAUAUUUUACGGUCACAGUGUUUUGCCAGAAUAAGUGUCCUUCGAUUGAAAAAUGUUGUGAUAAGGGCCGUUUUCAUCAGGAAAUCAAAACUAAUGUGGUCAAUGUGAAAUUUCUUGGAUUUUGUAAAAGUAGGCUUUCGAAGAUGAGUAAUAAUGUGGUAUAUUUUCCCAUGUGAGAGAGAAAAACAAUAUAAUAAAUAGUAAAGGCUAACUUGGAGAAUGCUAAUGUUAUCUCAGGACUCACUCCUUAGGAAAAAUCAAGACCUGAAACGCUGUAAAAUUAUUUCGGUAUCUAAAUGAAAACAAACUCAAUCAUACUUACGAAAACACCAUACUCCUUCCAAGCUCCAUCAAGCAGAACCGUGCUAUUAAAAUGACUUUUUGAAAUUCUACUUCUCUUUAUAUAAAUAAGUUUCCUUCCCUUUGAUAUAGUUAUAGUUUUUUCUUUGUUAAAAUCAGAUUGACUGUAUAGUAGUAGAGGUUUGUUUACUAUUUAUGUGUGUACAUGUGUUUGUAUAUAUGAGCCAUGUAAAUAUUGCAGAGGCCAGUUAUUAUGAAUUGCUUGUGUCCUAAUAAAAAUUAUAUAGAUUA
Macrobrachium nipponense is the source of this 4644-nucleotide messenger RNA. RefSeq names its product protein embryonic gonad-like. Gene Ontology annotation, biological process: regulation of transcription by RNA polymerase II. The transcript has 4 exons. Lineage: Eukaryota; Metazoa; Arthropoda; Malacostraca; Decapoda; Palaemonidae. The record is from RefSeq and is a predicted model, not a curated record. Gene Ontology annotation, molecular function: nuclear receptor activity; zinc ion binding; estrogen response element binding. The coding region runs from base 873 to 2024 and encodes 383 amino acids. Gene Ontology annotation, cellular component: nucleus; chromatin.